AUGCUACAAUUACUUAAAUCUCAUGCAUUCGCUAAAAAUAAAUUACACACUAAGAAAUGGAUUAUAGGACAAGUACGUGAAAGUAUCCGUCCAAUUCAUCCAUUAUUACCAGAACUUUUAGAAGCGCAUAUUACGCAUUCGUUUGGUUCGAAUACGAAUACAUCAUCUUCCAUGAAUGAUAUGCCUAGUAUAUCUGGUACUACUACUACCACUACUACUACUGGUAAUCAAUCAACAGCUUAUAUCAACUUAUCUUUAAUUUCUGAACAAGAAUUGAUUAAUGAAUUUACAAAUCCAAAAUGUUCUCAUUUCAUUCAAUUUUGUGCUCCAGGAUUCAAUAUGAAUUCAUUGAAUACAUCAGUGGAUAACUCUGUCAAAGAUUUUUCUAGCAUAUCUUCUGAAGGAGAAGAUUUUACACCACAGUUAUUAUUUUUAUACUACGCCUUUUUUGUUUAUGAUUAUCAGUUAUCUGCACGGUUAGCAGCUAAUCGCCAUCGUUUACCUGAUGAACCGUCAUGUGUAUAUUCUGACAAACUGUGGGAUAUAAUACCGAUUACAUAUCUUCUUCAGUAUGCUCGUGCCCACCUAUCCGAUUAUCGUGCUCUCUAUCCAAAAUUACUACAACUGGUGACAAAUCAUUUCCCACAAUUGACAAUGGGGGAAAUGAUGAUACAAGAUGAAUUAUUACUUGAUCCUAUAUGGAAAUCUGAACAUGAACCUGUCCGCUUAAUCAAUGCCUUAUCAAAUAGUGUCACAACAGAUACACUUGUAAUACCAUCAAGAGUAAUGCUAAAUCAAACGAUAAUCACUUGCCACUCAUCAUCAUCAUCGAAUUCAUCUCUUCACGGUUUAUCAUUAUUCAGUGAAGAGCAAUUAAAUGAAGCAUUUGAACAAGUCAUAUCACAAGUUUCAUGUUCCAAUGAACCAUCUACACUAAAAGAUCUGUCUGAAACAUGUUCACUAUGGAAAAAGCUUAUCUCCAUGAUUAAUCGAUUAAUACAAUCAAUGGAAUUAUUCGGUUUAGACUGUUUAUUAAAUUUUGGUACAGUUUUAGCUGAACAAUGCCCACGAUUAUUAUUAUUACGAGCAAAUUGUGGAUAUUUAAGUGUGAAUCGAAAGUUUACGCAUUCCCUAGAAUUGUUAUGGCGUCGUUUACACUUAAUUAUGCCAAGAAGAUUAGAAUUGAUCACUAUGAAUAGAAUAAGGUCGAAUGAUUCAACACAAUCAUCAUCAUCAUCAUCAUCGGAAAUGAAAAACUUUCCAAUCCCAUUAGAUCUAAUUAUUAAAGCGAAUACAUUAAAUUCUAAAAAGAAACUGUUGUGUAGCCUUGAUCUACGCGUUGAUCCAGUUGAAAAUGUUAUGAGCGAAGUGGAUUGGAAUGUAUUUCGAUGCCCAUCCGUUUUACGCUUAUUUCUACGUAUCCUUGAGUCAAGCCUUCUAGCAUCGAGGUCAUAUUGGGCACAUCGACUUAUUGACAGAGUUCAACCUGUACGUGGUAAUUCAACUUCAGUAAAUACAUCUUCAUCUACAAGUAUGCCAGCAAUGAUGAUGACAAUGCUUUCUUCAGUGAAUUCAAAUUGUGUAAAUGGAUCUCCUUCAACUUCAUCUUCACCCACCUCUUCUACUUCUCUGCCUACUUCUAAUUCCAAUGAUAUGUCGAAUGUUGAUGAACUUAAUUCAAAAUUUGUUAAUUCACCUAGGCCUAUUGACAUAGGCCAACAGACAACGAUGAUAUCAUCUACCACUGCUGUGUCUACUUCUUCUCCUGGAAUAACAUCAACAACUGGCAACACUACUGCCUCUAGUACAAUAUCUUCUAUACAAUCACUUACUGGAAAUAAAGUGGACAUAUCACCUCAGUUAUUAGUUAACAAUGAAGACUGUGAACGUCUUUGUACUAGUAUGCUGUUAACACAAGAUUCAGCUAUUGUUCAGCUACUCCUGGAAUACUGUUUACCAACAGAAGAAGAGAAGAAACUUGGCUCAGAGAUUAGUAUUCUACGAGAGAUACGCAUUAUAAUUUGUACAUUCAUUCAUUCACUAUUCAUUGCUCAACCUGUUCUUGCGGAGAUUAUUGUUUGGCAAACAUAUCCUCGUGCUUUGAUCCCAAUUAGUGCUCAAGCCAUUCCAUCUUUACAUAUCUGUUUGGAUACAGUAAUUGAUGUAUUCCGAAUGAGUGGAGAUUAUUCGAAAAUGGUCUUUUGUUUAGAUCUGGUCUCGCAUUUAGCUCAACAUUAUAAUAUCCAAGCCACUUUGGAUCUUAUUGUUAGUACAGAAGAGCGUUCAAAUCUACUCUAUGAAUGUCUACCAUCAUUAUUACGUUUAGGAAAAGGAUUCCCUAAUUUAGCGCCUAUCAUUUCACGUUUACUACUUUCAGUUGGAUUAAUGAUUGGUUGUACAUUAUCAGCUGAAACUCGUCUUGGAUUACAUAAUCAAUUUAAAACUUUAAAUUUAAAUUCACAUUCAGAGAUGAUGAUGAUUUGA
Molecule: messenger RNA, 2484 nt
Organism: Heterobilharzia americana
Lineage: Eukaryota; Metazoa; Platyhelminthes; Trematoda; Strigeidida; Schistosomatidae
Source: the annotation of a GenBank genome assembly